GAAAGAAAAUGAGCAACACCACACAAACAAGUCGCUUAAAGUCGACCUCUGGAUUAGACGAUGGAAAGUCGGAUAUUUCCGAUAGGACGGAAGAAAAUUUUGAAUUCGAUUCGUCAGAAGACGAAGAAAUUUCGAUGAUCUUUGGUUUCAAGGAGGAAGAGGCACGUCAACGGUUGAUCAGCUUUCCAAAUUCAACCCGUUUGGUUAUCAGUCCAGACCUGCAAGCUGAAAUCGGGAUGGAAAUUGGUCAGACGAUUAGCGUAGAACAUCCGUGGAUGCAGAUAAAAAAGGAAGUUCUCGAAGAUCAUGUUCCAGAUAAAACAACGGAACAGCAAUUGUUGAAGGAAAAACUGAAAGAAAUGGAAUCAGGAAAGUUGAUUCUUAUAGGAUAUUCACCACAGCUGUCAACAGAAGAUGACGUCUUUGUUAUAUUUGUCGAUGACCGUGAAACGAAGGAAGCUGCUGAACUCAUUAAGCGAAUUGAAAUGCUCGAAAGACACAAGGCACGUGGUGUUAUGAAAAAACGCCCAAAAAAGUGGAUGGACAAUGGCAGCCAUGAAAAGGUUCAAUGUUACAUUCCCGUAAAGCGCAGCAACGUAGUCAAUCUUGAAACCCAAAGCAUUUUUCCGGUAAAACGAUGCAACUAUGAAUUUUCUCAUCGCUUCGUAGAGGAUGUUCGGGACGGAUACGUGGAACUGGUGCCAGGGAAAAAGCGAUUCGAUAAUGUUCAACGUAAGCAAGUGGAUUUUUCUAUUCAAACUGGUCUUCCAAAAAUCAAUCAACUUCAGCAAACGGAUCCGACGUUUCCAACGAACGCAUGGUCACAGUACCUAUAUGAAAUUUCCGAAGAGGAAAGAGAGGCCGCAAACAAAACUUCUGUUGCUAUAGACAGUAACAAACGAACACCGGAGACUAACAGUUAUGUUCAAGAAUUACUUAACACCCUAGAAUUCAAUCAAGUUGAUAUGUAUAAAAACGACUACCCCUUUAUUUCAAAGAAGAAAGUUCACAAAUAUCAAACACCUGUAGUAGAAGAAUGUCUAUGCUUUGCCGAUCGUUCAAAAUGCGGAAACCGCUAUGUAUCUGCCAUCGAUUGGCAUCCUAAAUUAUCUGGCCUUUUUGUAGCAGCUUACAAUUUCGAAACGGUUUGUACGAUCGUAGAUUUGGAGAAAAGAGAUGCCGAUUCAGUUGACCCUAUCAACAGGAUAGUAUUUGAAAAAUGCCCCGUAUUAGUGUGGGGUUUCGAUGACACACUUACUCAAAAAUUGGAGCUACGGACAAACCGUGAGGUUACAUCAAUUUCUUUCUGUCCCUACGAUGGUGAUUUGCUUCUGGGUGGUCUCACCAAUGGACAAUUAAUUAUUUGGGAUUUGAAAGGACAAUUAGAUCGUGUCGAAAAGGUGGAAGAUAUGUCACCUAAGCAACUACUUUAUCGCAAGGAAAUCAGGAAACUAAUGGGGUGGUCAAAUUUUGAAGAAAUCGAUCGUACAGUAGAGCCGGUUGCCAUCAGCGCUCUUGAUAAGUCACCCAGAAAGCCAAUUACUGCAAUUAAAUGGUUGCCACGAAAUUACUACUGCGCUACAACAGGACAAGUUCGUGGCCAUGCAGAGAAAUUGCAUCGUUUUAUAUUGACGGCAUCGAUGGAUGGAUCAAUCUGCUUCUGGGAUUUAGAUUUCACAGUUCCAGCUGUAAAGAAAGCGGCACAGACUUCCAAAACAGUGGCGGAUAGCGAUAUUUCACCCUAUCAGUGCUUGGAUAACGUAUUCUAUCCUAUAUUUCGUAUUAAAUGCGAUAUUCCAGUCACUUCCGUAUCAAUCGAUGAAGCACAAUACAAAUUCAUUCCGAUAUCCCAUGAACACAGAAAAAUGGAUAUUGGUGCCAGAAUUGAACAUCAGACCGAACCAAUAGCGAUAGAAUAUAAUAUGAAGAUGGUGAUUGGUAGUGUGAUGGGUGAAAUAACUCAUGGCAACUGGGAGGGACACGACUUCGAUCAAGGCGCGACAACCAACGAGGAAAAUUUAAAGUCAAAGAAGAAAUAUGCGUCUAUACAUGAUGGGCCAGUACUCUCUAUUGACAGAAAUCCCUUCUGUCCAGAUAUAUUUCUUAGCAUUGGUGGACACGUUCUCGCGCUAUGGAGUGAAACUUGCCACACUUCGGCCAUUUUUUGGCGAAAGAGAAACGCAAGGGUGACGGCGGGCAAGUGGAGUUUGAAUCGACCAUCUGUAUUUUUCAUCGGAGAUAGCAAUGGUGAUCUGGAAAUAUGGGAUACCGUUGUAAGAAUCGAUGCGCCAUGUUUGGUAACAAGUUUGGGUGGACAUAUUCUUACAUUUAUGUCGCAACACAAACUGUCAGCUUCUAAGAAAUUUCUGGCUGUAGCGGAUUACAACAGUAACAUUCGAAUUUUCACCAUUCCUUCCAGUUUUUCGGAACCUGUUCCAAAUGAAAAAUCGAAGUUCAAAAAAUUUAUUCAACACGAACUUUCUCGCAAGAACGCGCAAGACUUAUGGAUUCAAACUUAUUACGAAGCACACCACGAAUCGAUUGAGGCUCAGACUAAAGCGAAACGCGAAGCCAAAGAACUUGCGGAACGUAUGGAAAUUGAGCAAAAAGAGCAUGCUGAGUUCCUGAAACGGCAAGCUGCUGAGGAGGCUAAGAAAAAAGCCAAGAUGGAUUCGGAAAAGCGGAUCGAUCUUGCCAAGCGAUUAGAAGCGCAAUGGAGACAGAAAAGCUAUAAACGAUUACUACACAGUAUGAUGGCAAGAAGAAACAUCAGCCCAGGGCAGCUGGCAAAACAAAUGCGACCAGAGAAGGAAAGAAGGAAAUACAAUGAAGAAAAACGCGUUGCCAUCGUGGAGGAUUUUGCACGCAUCGAAGAUGAUUACAAGGAGGUCAAGGCACAGCUCAUACCAAUAGAGAAAGUUACAAUGACCAGAGCUGAACAACUGAAGGGAAGCAUGGAUCGAUACAAGGAAGAGAUAUUGGAUUAUCAGCGUGUAGAAACAGAAGCCAAACAAGUUUUGCAAAGCUUUGAACUCCCUUCAGCUGCAAGUUUUGCUGAUAUCUUAGUACGAGGUAGACAGAGAAGAGAAAUAAUCAAUCGUGAGUUAGGAGCCAACAUUGAACACUUGGAGAGCUAUGAACGAAAAAAAAUGCAACGAGAACUAGGAACCAAUGAAACUCGUGGUGAAACAGAAAGCACCACGAGCCUUGACACGUUGCAACGAGCUCGUGUAGUCACUUUUAUUGAUGACAUUCCUGAGGAAUUGCGCAAACAAAUGGCACAAGAACAGGAACUCGAAUCUCCUCGAAAGAACACACCGGUUAAUGAUGAAUAGCAAAAGGUGUGACAAACAAGAAUGAGUGAUUACCGGUUUUGUGUUAAUAUUCUACUCAUCUAUUUAAAAUAAGCGACUGGCGUUUCGUCGGUCAUCGAACAUUGGUUUAACAUUCGAAGCAUGUAGGCUGGUUAGUGGGGCAUGAUACAGUAAAAUCAAGCGUGUUUUCUGGAAUGUUUGGCUAGUGAUAAACUUCGAUAUAAUAUGUGUGUGUAUUUACGCUUAGUUAAUGUUUUCAUAUCAUUAAUGCAGAUAAAAUAAAG
This is a messenger RNA of Topomyia yanbarensis, 3598 nucleotides long. RefSeq names its product dynein axonemal intermediate chain 3 (gene mmm). NCBI's taxonomy places the organism in Eukaryota, Metazoa, Arthropoda, Insecta, Diptera, Culicidae. The transcript is spliced from 4 exons. Gene Ontology annotation, biological process: cilium movement involved in cell motility; inner dynein arm assembly. The coding region runs from base 9 to 3335 and encodes 1108 amino acids. Gene Ontology annotation, molecular function: dynein heavy chain binding; dynein light chain binding. Gene Ontology annotation, cellular component: inner dynein arm. The record is from RefSeq and is a predicted model, not a curated record.